AAUUUAUAUUUUUGCCAGACAAACUCCAUGAUAUUUGCAUACCUGAACGGAACUUUGCGGUCCCUGCCUUGCUAAAUAAGUAACAAGGUUAAUUAAACUUUCUCUUGCAUUGAUAAACCUGUUUUCAUGUAGGGAGAUAUAUGUUGGUGUAUUAUCUAAGACAAUUCCAUGCGAUCUUAUCUAUGAUCUUGUCUCCUUUGUAGAUUAUUUCUCGUUCACUAGUCAUUCAAGUAGCCAACAGUUUUUCCAUAUUCUCUUAUCUAUAUAUAUUAAAGGCUACAAGCAUUUAGGACCAACACAAAUCAUUCACAUCCUAAACCAUUCCAAUUUCAAAAACUUGCUUCUUGCUUACAGGUCUUUUUUUAAAACUGAAUAUUCUCAAGUUUUAACACAUACAACAAUGGGUUUUCGUUUUGCUGGUAUCAUCAGAAAGGCAUCAUUUUCUGCAAACCGAUCAGCUUCGAAAGCUGUGGACGUGCCAAAGGGAUAUCUUGCAGUAUAUGUUGGAGAGAAACAAAAGCGGUAUGUGAUCCCAAUAUCAUACUUGAACCAACCAUCAUUUCAAGACUUAUUGAGUCAAUUUGAGGAAGAGUUUGGAUAUGAUCAUCCCAUGGGUGGCCUCACCAUUCCUUGCACCGAGGAUGUAUUUCAACAUAUGACAUCUCGCUUGAAUGGCCUAUGAAUCUGACACCAAAACAGACUGACAUAGUUUAGUAGAAAUAUUUUUUUGUAUUCUAGUUAUCUCAUCAAAUUCUAAAAGAUGAGAAGGAAAUGACCAUUAGAUUAGCAAAUUGUAAAUAUGUUUUGUUUAAUGAGAAUGAAUUCAACUA
Molecule: messenger RNA, 830 nt
Organism: Medicago truncatula (barrel medic)
Lineage: Eukaryota; Viridiplantae; Streptophyta; Magnoliopsida; Fabales; Fabaceae
Product: auxin-induced protein 6B
Exons: 1
Coding region: 401-682 (93 amino acids)
Biological process (GO): response to auxin
Source: RefSeq, a predicted model, not a curated record